Lutra lutra (Eurasian river otter) is the source of this 2908-nucleotide messenger RNA. RefSeq names its product hyccin PI4KA lipid kinase complex subunit 1 (gene HYCC1). Gene Ontology annotation, biological process: protein localization to plasma membrane; phosphatidylinositol phosphate biosynthetic process. NCBI's taxonomy places the organism in Eukaryota, Metazoa, Chordata, Mammalia, Carnivora, Mustelidae. Gene Ontology annotation, cellular component: plasma membrane. The coding region runs from base 356 to 1921 and encodes 521 amino acids. The record is from RefSeq and is a predicted model, not a curated record. The transcript is spliced from 12 exons.
CUGUCAGAGUGGCUGGCGGCAGUGGCGGCUCUCGGGGCUGGCUUGUCAGUCAGUGAACUGAGGGGGAAGAUGGCUCGCCGGGACCCGUUCUGUUAGGAAGAAGGGGGGCAGGUGGUGCUGCUACUCGGGAGAAAGCAGAGCAGCCGCUGUCGCUGUCGCUGAGAGCCAGACAAGUCGAGAUUCUGGAGGUGGAGCUCGGGGAGCCUCUCUGAUUGUUUUGACUAUUUGGAGUCCAUUGAAAUUCCAUAUUAAUUGUAGGAUCAGCUUUGUCAAUUUCUGUGAAAAGGCAUUUGGGAUUUUGAGAGGGAUUACAUCUAAAUUGCUUGGGUCGAAGGUCUAGAACAGAUGUGGAAAGAUGUUCACUUCAGAGAAAGGGGCUGUGGAGGAAUGGUUGUCAGAGUUUAAGACACUACCAGAAACAUCUUUAUCAAAUUAUGCCACAAAUUUGAAAGACAAGAGUUCUUUAGUUUCAUCUCUGUAUAAAGUUAUCCAGGAGCCACAAAGUGAGUUGCUAGAACCUGUCUGUCACCAGCUCUUCGAAUUCUAUCGCAGUGGAGAAGAGCAGUUGCUUCGAUUUACACUGCAGUUUCUUCCAGAAUUGAUUUGGUGCUACCUUGCUGUCUCAGCCAGCAGAAAUGUGCAUAGCAGUGGAUGUAUUGAAGCUCUUCUUCUAGGGGUUUACAAUUUGGAAAUAGUUGACAAACAGGGACAUAGCAAAGUACUGAGUUUUACGAUUCCAUCUUUAUCCAAACCAUCUGUAUAUCAUGAACCUUCCAGCAUUGGGUCCAUGGCUCUGACUGAGAGUGCAUUAUCCCAGCAUGGUUUGUCAAAAGUUGUGUACAGUGGACCUCACCCCCAAAGGGAGAUGCUGACAGCACAGAAUAGGUUUGAAGUGUUAACAUUCCUUUUGUUGUGUUACAACGCUGCCUUAACCUACAUGCCCAGUGUUUCUCUUCAAUCAUUGUGUCAAAUUUGUUCCAGAAUCUGUGUUUGUGGCUAUCCCCGACAACAUGUAAGAAAAUACAAAGGUAUAAGUAGCAGGAUACCAGUUUCUUCAGGAUUCAUGGUGCAGAUGUUAACAGGGAUUUAUUUUGCCUUUUAUAAUGGAGAAUGGGAUCUAGCUCAAAAAGCACUGGAUGAUAUUAUAUACAGAGCUCAGCUAGAAUUAUAUCCAGAACCAUUGUUGGUUGCUAAUGCCAUUAAAGCUUCAUUGCCUCAUGGUGCCAUGAAAUCUAGUAAGGAGGGUGCAAGAUGUAUUCAAGUUGAAAUCACACCAACUUCCUCUAGAAUAUCAAGAAAUGCAGUAACCAGCAUGUCAAUAAGAGGUCAUAGGUGGAAAAGACAUGGAAAUGCAGAAUUAACAGGUCAAGAAGAACUGAUGGAGAUAUCUGAAGUUGACGAGGGAUUUUAUUCCAGGGCUGCGUCUAGUACCAGCCAGUCGGGUUUAUCAAACAGUAGUAACAAUUCUAGUAACAAGACAAGUGUAGGAAAGACUCAGAGACGGUCAGCAGGAAGCAAAACUGGAGGAAAAGAAAAAGAAACUCCAGGGGAGUCUUGCAAAGAUCACUUUGCCCGAAAACAAACUCAGAGAGCCCAGAGUGAGAAUCUUGAGCUUCUCUCUCUGAAGAGACUGACGUUAACUACCAGCCAAUCUCUGCCUAAACCUUGUAGCCAUGGUUUGGCUAAGACUGCCGCAACUGUUUUCAGUAAAUCCUUUGAACAAGUCAGUGGUGUCACAGUCCCACAUAACCCAUCAUCUGCUGUUGGCUGUGGGCCUGGGACAGAUGCCAAUAGGUUUUCUGCGUGUAGUCUCCAAGAAGAAAAACUUAUUUAUGUUUCUGAAAGGACUGAACUUCCAAUGAAGCAUCAAUCAGGUCAGCAGAGACCUCCUAGUAUUAGCAUUACUCUAUCCACAGAUUAAUUAGUAAUCAUUUUCUCACCUAACCAGCGAAUCUAGAGGGACAACUUUUCUUCUUUAUGAAAGUGCCCAGGGUCUGUCAUCCCUAUUCCAGACAGGAGCCCUGAUGGCUUAAAUUCUGAAGGCUACCUUGACUUUAUGAAGGGAAUAAUAUGUAGGUUGCAACAAGUUGAAAUAUGGUUUUGUUAUUUCUUGGGUGUAUUUUCCCCCUUGAUUUGAGUCUUUUUUUUCUUUCUUAUUUGUUUCUGUUGCUCUAAGAUUGUCAGUUUAACAAUACAUUUUGGCAGAUUGUCUGAUCAGAUUGAUUACAUCUCAUGAGAGGUUAUGAGUUCUUUUUUUUUAAAUAAUUCCUACUUUGGUAGUUGUAUGUUUGACCUUCAGAGUCAAAGGGAAUCUCCAUGUAUGGGAACUGUUUCUGAAAGGAGGCAGAGGUGCAGCUCCUGAAGUCUCCAGCUGACGUGCAGCGUGGCAGUCUGAAAAACAGGCACGUGAGAAAACAAAAAUGACAUGUAUGAAAAGUGCCUGAUAAAAAUGUUUGUAAUCAGAUUAUCCUUGAGAUUAGUAGAAUCCUUGAUAUAAAGCACUGGAAAAUGCCUAUUAACUCGGCACCUAGACUAUAAUUCCAGGGCCUGGGUAGAGGGAUUUCUGUUGUUAUCUAUGGAACAUUUUUAUAUCAAAAAUCAGAUUGCUAGUAGAUGUGUUGUCUUGAAGUAUUUGAUCUGGAUUUAGCAGGUGAAAACCCCCUUCAAUUCCUAAAAUGUAAUAGGCUAUGAAGCUCACUUAUCCUACUGCUUGACUUUGGAAACCUAGAUAGUUUGGUUUCCUGUAAUUCAAAGAACACAUCAUUGAAGACUUCCUGGAAAUCAAUGUAAAUCGUGCAACGCAACUCUCAAGAUACCAGUGUCAACCAUAUAAUACUGAAUUAUUUGUUGGCAAAUGAAGGAUAUUAGGUAAUUUUUUUGUCUAUAAAAUAUUGUGAAAGAAAAUAUA